UGAAACGACCUAAUCGUGAUAAAUCUAUCGUUUGCAGCCGCUCUGUGUGGCGGCGUGUUAGAAACAAAGUUUGAAUUAAAAAAAGUGAUAAUAAAAUGAGUUUAACAGAAAAAUUGACUGCAAAAAAGCCUGAUGCACUCCUCGGCAUCAGGCAUCUGCAGACCCUGAUGCUGUUCAUCGCCAUGGUGCUGGUGUACGGCAUGAGAGUCAACAUCAGCAUGGCGAUUGUGGCCAUGACAGAUAAAUCUAAUGAGAACGCAUUCGACUGGAGCAUGCAGACUCAGAGCGUGAUCCUGUCCUCGUUUUUCUGGGGGUAUGUGAUACUCCAGAUCCCUGGCGGGGAGAUGGCCGCCAGGUUCGGGGGGAAGAUCCUCGUCACAGUGUCCAUCGGAAUUAACUCCAUUGUUUCGUUGUGUAUACCCAUCGCCGCUCACUAUGGUGGUUGGCAAGCAGUUUGCGCUUGCCGCGUCCUUCAAGGUUUAUCGCAAGGUUUUAUCUAUCCGUCAAUGCAUAAUUUGAUUGGAAAGUGGGUGCCCAUAGAAGAGAAGAGUAGACUGGGAACCAUAAUAUAUGCUGGUGGUCAGUUGGGUACUGCAUUGCAGCUCAUAGCAUCAGGGUUUAUAGCUCAAUACUGGGGCUGGCCCGUGAUAUUUUACGUCAACGGAGCCCUCGGAGCGAUCUGGACCGCGUUCUAUGUGUUCGUGGGGUCUGCUUCCCCCGAAACUUCGGGCAUGAUCAGCGCUGAAGAGAAGCUGUACAUUCAGACUUCAUUGGGCCAUGUUGGUAAAACAAGGAAAUUGAAAACACCAUGGAAGUCGAUCUUAACCUCGCUGCCGUUCCUGUCGCUGAUAUUCGUGCACUGCUGCCAAGGCUGGGGCUUCUGGACCCUCAUGACUGAAAUGCCUUCGUACCUCAACCAAGUUCUGGGAGUUGACAUAAAAUCUAACGGUGUGAUGUCAGCACUACCGUACUUGGCCAUGUACUUGCUAAGUUUCCCGUUCGGUUUCUUCUCCGACUACGUCCUCAAGAAGAACUAUCUCACCAUCACUACUACCAGAAAACUGAACAAUUCUAUAGGUCUGUUCGGUCCUGCGAUAGCUCUGAUUGGUCUGUCAUAUUCACCUGCUGGUAACGUGACUGCCGCUGUCGUGCUGCUCACUAUCGUAGUGGGUCUGAACGCUGGUCAUCUUACUGGUUUCAUGUUAGUCCACAUUGACAUGGCUCCCGACUUCGCGGGCACUCUGAUGGGCAUCACCAACUGCAUAGCCAACAUUAUCUCCAUCAUCGCACCCCUCGCUGCAGGCGCCAUUUUAAAAGACGAGUCGGACCCUGGGGAAUGGAGGAAAGUGUUCUACGUGGCAUCUGGUCUUUACAUCAUUGGCAACACGUUCUACCUCAUAUGUGGAACCAGCGAGAGACAGAGAUGGAACGACGAGGCCAGCAGCAGCGAAUCUAUCGAAGCGCCACCAGAAUCGAGAACAGAAAAAGCGAUAUAAAUUUAUCAUAGGUGAUACUGUUUUGUUAUUUUUGUACCUGAUAGUUAUUAAUUUUACAAUAAAUUAUAAUAAAAUA
Molecule: messenger RNA, 1572 nt
Organism: Manduca sexta (tobacco hornworm)
Lineage: Eukaryota; Metazoa; Arthropoda; Insecta; Lepidoptera; Sphingidae
Product: putative inorganic phosphate cotransporter
Exons: 11
Coding region: 96-1496 (466 amino acids)
Biological process (GO): monoatomic anion transport; transmembrane transport
Cellular component (GO): plasma membrane
Molecular function (GO): transmembrane transporter activity
Source: RefSeq, a predicted model, not a curated record